Molecule: messenger RNA, 561 nt
Organism: Aethina tumida (small hive beetle)
Lineage: Eukaryota; Metazoa; Arthropoda; Insecta; Coleoptera; Nitidulidae
Product: V-type proton ATPase subunit G
Exons: 3
Coding region: 38-412 (124 amino acids)
Biological process (GO): proton transmembrane transport
Cellular component (GO): vacuolar proton-transporting V-type ATPase complex
Molecular function (GO): proton-transporting ATPase activity, rotational mechanism
Source: RefSeq, a predicted model, not a curated record
CCACGUUAUUGUCCACUGCAGAUCUACCAAACGAAAAAUGGCCAGCCAUCAAACACAGGGCAUCCAGCAAUUGCUGACAGCUGAAAAAAGGGCCGCCGAAAAAGUCGCUGAAGCAAGAAAACGCAAGGCAAGAAGAAUUAAGCAGGCAAGAGAGGAAGCUCAAGCAGAAGUGGAGUUUUACCGUAAAGAGAGAGAACGUUUGUUCAAGGAAUAUGAAGUAAAGUAUAUGGGAAAAAGGGAGGACACUGCCGCUAAAAUCGACAAGGAAACCGAAAAGCAAAUUCAAGAGCUUUCCAAAAAUGUUUCCGAAAAUAAAGAUCAGUUAAUUCAGGAUUUGAUCGAGUUGGUUUGUGAAGUAAAUCCGGAGGUUCAUCCCAACUUCCACAUCAUGAAGACAUUUAAUAUGAUAUAAUUUCAUACUUAUGCUUAUAUACUGUUAUUUCUUCAGAAGUAUUAUUACUGUUAAUUGUUUAGUUACCUCUAUUUUUUCCUCACAUAUUGUAUGUAUGUAGAUAUUGGUUUAUUCUCUGCACAGCAUAUUCAAUAUAUUUUUGUUGAGAA